Molecule: messenger RNA, 1053 nt
Organism: Brassica oleracea var. oleracea
Lineage: Eukaryota; Viridiplantae; Streptophyta; Magnoliopsida; Brassicales; Brassicaceae
Product: cysteine-rich repeat secretory protein 1
Exons: 2
Coding region: 1-1053 (350 amino acids)
Source: RefSeq, a predicted model, not a curated record
AUGUUGAUCUCCCUCCUUCAUAAAUCAAAAUUCAUCUCCUUUCUGUUUUUCUUCGUUCUCAUCAAAACUCUAAAUGCACAACCAACGCAUAUCUAUAGCUACUGCUACAAAUCUGGUAAUUACACGGCAAACGGUCUUUACAGAUCCAAUCUAGAGUCUCUCAUAUAUGUUCUCCGUUCUCAAUCAUACACAAAAGGUUUCUACAACUACGUCUCGGGUUCUUCCUCGACAGCAACCGUGUAUGGAAACUAUCUAUGUCGCGGAGACGUCUCAUCCUCAACAUGUGAAACAUGCAUUCCAAGAGCGUCGAGAAACGUUCUUAUAGCAUGUCCUGUCCAAGAAGAAGCUAUCAUAUGGUAUGAAGAGUGUUUCCUUGCAUACACCAACCGUCAGACUCUCUCCAUUUCUGAUUUUAGACCGUCCAUUAGAAAGACGGCGUAUACGUAUGCCAUGUAUCAAUCUUAUUUCACUAAUACCGUGGAAUAUCGUAUGGACCUGCUGAUACGAGAAGCCUACUCGAGCUCUUCGUAUUUCUCAGAAGAGACACAUCAAGUGAAUUAUCUUGGAGAGGUUUACGAUCUGCACGGGUUGGUGCAGUGCACACCCGAUCUAGAUCAGUACGAUUGCUAUAGAUGCUUGAAAUGGGCAUAUAAUGAGACAGAGAAGUGUUGUUAUGGAAACAGUUUUGCAUUGGCGAUUUCGAGUGCGAUAAAGUCUAGGGAUUUUCUGAUGGAUUCGGCUUCUUCGCCGGGUUUAUCUGAACCCCCGGGGAGAGAUCGGGAGAUUCGGGAGGUUUGUGAAGCCUCUAAGGUUGAGAAGGAAUCGAUGGUGAGUGAUUUUACGAAGAGAGAUCCAAGUUGGGUUUCUGUGGCCCAAGAUAAAAAGAGUCCGAAGAAGUACGAGGCUGAGGUUAAAUCGAAGGAUGGUAAGCAUAAGGUGGUGUUUCCGGAUGGGAUCUUUUCGGAUUCAACUCCUCUUUGGGGAGGAUUUUGUCGUAGGGAAAUUUCUGGAAAUUGCGCCACAUAUAGCCAUGGUUCACAUGGUGGUGAAUAA